Messenger RNA from Globicephala melas (long-finned pilot whale), 525 nucleotides. NCBI's taxonomy places the organism in Eukaryota, Metazoa, Chordata, Mammalia, Artiodactyla, Delphinidae. The record is from RefSeq and is a predicted model, not a curated record.
AUGGUGCUUGAGCUCUUUCUGGACCUGUACUCACCCCCCUGCCGUGCCAUCUACAUUUUCACCAGGAAGAACAGCAUCCCCUUUGAGAUGCACCCUGUGGAGCUGGCACAGGGGGAGCACCUGAAACCUGAAUUCCUGAAGGUGAACCCCCUGGAGAAGGUGCCUGCCCUCAGGGAUGGGGACUUUCUGGUGGCCGAGAGCGAAUCCAGCUCAGAGGGCUGGGAGCUGGACCAGGGGGCUGCUUUGGGGCUAAAGCUGGGACCUGUGGAUGCUGUGCAGCUGCAGCAGCUGUUGGGGAAGCUGACGCGUGCUUUGCAGCACCCGGAUCAGGAGGUCCUGGCGGCCAGACCCUUCCUGGCCACUGAGCAGGUCUCCCUGACAGAUCUGAUGGCAUUCACAGAGCUGAUGCAGCCCACUGCCGUCGGCUGCGACCUCUUCCAAGACUGGUCCUGGCUUGCUGUGUGGCGAGCCCGUGUGGAGGCCACCCUGGGCCUUGAGCUCAUCCAGGAGGCCCACAGGUGCUGA